UAAGUAAGCUAAAAAGUUAUAUAAAAAGAAUAAUCCAUGCGGCACAUUUAGCAAAAUUCCAUAGUUUAAAAUAACAGAGUUAAUUCGUGUCGACCUUGAUUAUAAGUAUCUACAGCGAAGCAAUUAAGCUCUAUUGCUGAGAUGAGCUUUACAAAUCUGCAUUCCUAUCCGGUGGAUGGCUAUCAGCGUGUCAGCUACUGCCGGGCAGAAUCUAUGAGGCGUAUCACCGACGAUGGCGACAAUGCGGCCGGCGAUGGCAUUGUCAUCUGUAAGAAUGUGAUAUUGGGAUGCAAGCCCGAAACGGCCGAUGACUUUAGGCCGUUCGUCUUCGAGCCCACGUGGUGUGUGUACAUCAGGGCGGAGGACACCGUCGAUAUGGGACGCUACGUGAAGCGUGUGACAUUUCGUAUGUCACCUCGUUUGCCGCUGCGUCUGCACGUGGCGGAUAGCUCGCCCUUCGAGAUCACCGAAGUGCUGAGCACAGAUUUUCCGUUGGAGCUGCAAGUGGACUAUGUGGACCCCACCAUGUCGCCCACAACAUAUUUGUACAAGCCGAACGAUGCAUUCGAUGGCAAAUACAACGUGGAUCUGCGCAUGACUUUCCAGGGUCACGAGCGUCGGGACAAAAUGUUCUUUAUGAAUCCAUCGCAAGCUACGCAGCUGACCCUAACAACUCCGGGGCCGCUGCUAACAACGCCCGCUAAAGCAAAACUGUACUCAGCUCUGUCACGGGACACAGAGAAGGUAACCAAGAAGCAAAAACUAAUCAAGUUGGCCACAUCCAGGACGGAGGAGACGUCAGACGUUGUGAGCCCGUUUAUGUCGCCCUCGGCUCCCAGGCCCAUAUUCAAUGUACGCCAAACCCCAGACAAGCCUUAGAUUCGUAUUCCACUCAC
Molecule: messenger RNA, 896 nt
Organism: Drosophila hydei
Lineage: Eukaryota; Metazoa; Arthropoda; Insecta; Diptera; Drosophilidae
Product: protein AF-9 homolog
Exons: 1
Coding region: 142-879 (245 amino acids)
Biological process (GO): regulation of DNA-templated transcription
Source: RefSeq, a predicted model, not a curated record